GCGAGGGUGAGGGAUAUGGCACUGGCACAGGCUGAGAUUGGCGUCCUGAGUCUGAUCUUGGCGCUGACCACACUGGGCAACGGCUUUGUGCUCUGGGUCCUCCUGCGUAGGCGGAAGCACCAUGCACCUAUGCACUUCUUCAUGGUUAACCUGUGCGUGGCUGAUCUAGUGGUGGCCUUCUUUCAGGUUCUCCCCCAGCUCAUGUGGGAUAUUACAGAGAAGUUCCAGGGGCCAGAUGCUCUGUGCCGCUCAGUGAAGUACAUGCAGGUCGUUGGCAUGUUUGCGUCCUCCUACAUGAUUGUGGCCAUGACGGUUGACCGCCAUUAUGCCAUAUGCUGCCCUCUGCAGGCCUACAGAUUAGGAGCAAUCUCACGUUGGAACACACCUAUCAUCGUGGCCUGGGGGCUGGCCCUGGUUCUUAGCGUACCCCAGGUUUUUAUCUUCUCUCGGACUGAAGUGAUCCCAGGUGAGUUUGAGUGCUGGGGGCACUUUGCUGAGCCCUGGGGUCUAAAGGCCUAUGUGACAUGGAUGACUCUGGCUGUCUUUGUGCUUCCUACAUGCAUCAUCACUGUGUGCCAGGUGCGAAUAUUUAAAGAGAUCCAUGCCUCUGUGAGGGUCUCCAGCUCUGUGCGCUACUCUUCUGCUUCCUUUUCACACCCUGUGACUGCAUCCUCACCAGGUGUAUCCAGAGCGAUGUCCAAAACAGUAAGGAUGACUCUGGUUAUAGUGCUGGUCUAUACCAUGUGCUGGUCCCCAUUCUUUACAGUGCAGCUCUGGGCAGCUUGGGACCCAAACCCACCAGUCCAAGGUGUAGCCUUCACCAUCCUGAUGCUACUGGCCAGUCUGAACUCAUGCACCAACCCCUGGAUCUACACAGCCUUCUCCAACAGUGUAACCCAUGAACUUCUGUCCCUUCUGCACUGCCAGCCUCGAGUCCUACGCAGAGGCUCUCUUGCUGAUGAUUCCAGUGCCACACAUGUUACCAUCACCAAGGAUUACCCAUACUGAGCCACAGAGAUGCCAGCAAAUGACUGGAAUGUGUAUUAAUAUGAAGCAUAUACCCUGUUCAGCUGGGGAAAAUGGCAAAAACACAAAAAGAUUUGUCAAUGGAAGGUCAUUUUUUUGUAUUUGUAUAAACAUCUGGAAGCAGGUCUAAAGCUUCAGACUGAUGAAACAGUGUGGAUUAUGCAACACAAGCAAGACCAGUGAACAUGAAGGAAUAUUUCAUGGCACACCUACAAGGGCAGGGGAUACAGUCAAUCCCAGAUUGGCAUCCUUGGUAAAGAUAAGUAAAAAUGCCUCUGUAGUUAAACAGAUUAAUAAUCAGUAAUAAUGUAUCUUUCAAUAAAAUAUUUGUUCCAAUUUGAAGUUAAUUCACGGAAAAAUAAUGUUAUAAA
Messenger RNA from Trichomycterus rosablanca, 1397 nucleotides. It is a transcript of the gene avpr2aa, whose product is annotated as arginine vasopressin receptor 2a, duplicate a. Gene Ontology annotation, molecular function: vasopressin receptor activity; peptide binding. Gene Ontology annotation, cellular component: plasma membrane. Gene Ontology annotation, biological process: positive regulation of vasoconstriction; regulation of systemic arterial blood pressure by vasopressin; cellular response to hormone stimulus. The record is from RefSeq and is a predicted model, not a curated record. The transcript is spliced from 6 exons. NCBI's taxonomy places the organism in Eukaryota, Metazoa, Chordata, Actinopteri, Siluriformes, Trichomycteridae. The coding region runs from base 16 to 1008 and encodes 330 amino acids.